AUGACCGAAACUGCACCAAAAGUAUUAGAAGGAAUCAACCUCAGCAAGAAGGGUGGUGCUUCAUUCACUGAAAAGUUGGAUGCUGAAGCCUUGAAAUUCUUCAAUGAAGUCGCUUCAACUCCAUUCUCACAACAAGCUGUCGCUUUCUUGAAUGCCUACUGGGUCGAAGUCAACUCUGAGAAGGAGUUCAUCUACUCUGUUGCCUGGGAAACCAUGAAAUACGCUGAUAUGCACUCAAAGGGUGUUCAAUUGGUCUACAAGUAUGACGAGGGUAACGAUUUGGACUUUGACAUUGGUCUCUACUUCUAUGAGCAACUCUGCAAGUUCUGCGAAGACCCAAAGAACUCCCAAUACCAACAAUAUGCCCGUUCGCUCCCAACUAUGUUGACUGCCUUGAAGAGAAAGCAAGAGUUGCGUGACAAAGUCGACGUUAACUUUGACGGUCGUAUCUCCUUCUUGGAGUAUUUGUUGUACCAAUACCAAGAUGUUGCCAAUCCAGCUGAUUUCUGUACCCGUUCUAUGGGUCAUGAUGAACACCCAGAGAUCAAGAAGGCUCGUUUGGCACUCGAAGAAGUCAACAAGCGUAUCCGUGCCUACGAAGAAGAGAAGGCCCGUCUCACAGCCGAAGCCGAGUCCGGUACCGGUGUCAAGGCUUUGGGUGCCAAGAACAUGUUGGCUCAAAUCGAUGCCUCACCAUUGAAGGAAGAGUUGAACAAGGCUUUGAUUACCGCCGAAGCUGCCGUCCGUAUUGCCUGUAAGAAGUAUGGUGGUCAAGCUUUCGUCCCAGGUGCCAAGGGUCAACACUCUGCUGAGGGUGCCUUGUGGUGGAUGCAAAAGGACUUGGAAGAGAAGAAGAAGAGAUAUGGACCAUCAAAGGCCAAUGUAAUUGAAUGGAUUAUAACCAUAAAAAGCAAAAUAACAACAACCAACAACAAUAACAACAAUAACAAGAGUAAACCCACAACACCACCACCACCUCACCUAACCUGA
This is a messenger RNA of Heterostelium album PN500, 990 nucleotides long. RefSeq names its product actin bundling protein (gene abpB). Gene Ontology annotation, biological process: parallel actin filament bundle assembly; actin crosslink formation. The record is from RefSeq and is a predicted model, not a curated record. The coding region runs from base 1 to 990 and encodes 329 amino acids. Gene Ontology annotation, molecular function: actin filament binding. The transcript is spliced from 3 exons. Gene Ontology annotation, cellular component: cortical cytoskeleton. Lineage: Eukaryota; Evosea; Eumycetozoa; Acytosteliales; Acytosteliaceae.